GAAUCCGAUUUCGGCAUUGCAUACACGUGUAAAUGCACGAUCUAUGAGGAUGUGGCUGUAGAUGUGAGUUUGAGUUCGAUGUAAUGUCCAACAACAGCAAGAAGCGCCGCCAUGUUCCGCCACCAGCACCCGACACCGUUUUCCGCAUCUUGUGUCCGGCCGCGAUGACGGCGGACGUAGCGGCUCUCGCCGGCGACGGAGCCAAGAUUCUGGUGGAGGACUUCUCCGGCGCGGAGGAGCGCGUCGUUGUCAUCGUGGCGGCAGCGGGCGCCGCUGCUACAUUCGAGGAGUCUCCGGCGCAGGUUGCGCUGAUUAGGGUUUUGGAGAAAAUGGUGGAUGAGGAAACUAAGAGUUGCAGCAAUUCGUCGGUGUCGUGUAAAUUGCUGGCCCCAACGUAUCAGGUUGGAUGCGUGCUCGGGCGAGGAGGAAAAAUCGUCGAGAAAAUCAGGCAAGAGAGUGGGGCCCACAUUAGGGUUUUGCCCAAAGAUCAACCUCCUCUUCCUCCUCCUGGAGACGAAUUCAUUCAGAUAACAGGAAACUUUACUGCAGUAAAGAAAGCGCUGCUAUCUGUGUCAAGUUGUCUUCAGGAUAAUGUGAUCAAUUCUGGUGCUUUUAAACCUUGUGGAGCAGCACCUGCUCAAGGGGAUGCUUAUCCUCAACGAGGUUACGCUCCGUCUGGUCCAUAUGCUCCUCCUGAUCAUCAUUCCAGGGGUUAUUCUUUUCCGGGUCCUGAAAGUGGUGGACCUGCUCAUAGGAUGUUUAUGGAAGAGGAUGUUGUCUUCAAGCUGUUGUGUCACCAUGAUAAAGUUGGUAGUCUUAUUGGCAAAGGUGGUUCUGUGGUGCGGGCUCUGCAGAACGAAACUGGUGCUUCUAUCCAAAUUGUUGAGGCUGGACCGGAUUCAGACGAGCGGGUGGUUGUCAUAUCUGCACGAGAGAAUUCAGAGCAAAAGCAUUCUCCUGCACAGGAAGCUGUCAUCCGUGUUCAUUGUCGACUUACUGAGAUUGGAUUUGAACCAAGUGCUGCAGUAGUUGCUAAGCUUCUUGUGCGUUCACCACAGGUGGGCUGCCUCUUGGGCAAGGGAGGUCUUGUUAUAUCUGAAAUGCGAAGGGCCACAGGAGCUAGCAUUCGCAUUUUUUCAAAGGAGCAAAUUAAAUACAUUUCCCAAAAUGAAGAAGUUGUACAGGUUAUUGGGAGCUUACAGUCUGUACAAGAUGCGUUGUUUCACAUAACCGGAAGAAUUCGGGAAACCAUUUUCCCUGUAAGGACCCCUCCUCCAAAUUUUAGUGCACCACCACCACAUCUACCGCCGUUUCCAGAAAUGCCACCUCCUUUAUUUAGGCCAAGAAAUCACUUGAUGUCCUCUGGCCACCCUCCUCCAGUUGGGCUCCCUCACGGAAUUGACCAUUCAACUGUUCCCCCGAUGCCUGUUGAUCAUCAGCAGCAUGCAUUUGUACAUGGUAUGGGACGUGGUCCACCAAACAUGGAUCGAGUUCCCUAUCCUCGUGGUUAUGAAGGACCAAAUUCUCCAAGAUCAUGGAAUCCUCUGGCUGUUAACAGAGGAAAUCCAGGAGUAACAGCUGAUACUUCUAGUUUGGCCUCAAGAAAUGAGAAUCCUGGAAAGAAUGGAAACCCAUUACAGAAUCCGAAUAACUUAACAAUUGAGAUCACCAUCCCUCAUAUGUACUUAAUCCACGUGUACGGGGAGAACAAUAGCAACCUAACUCAGAUUCGACAGACGUCUGGUGCAAACGUGGCGGUUCACGAUCCAAAACCUGGAGCCACUGAGGGUCUGGUGAUUGUAUCUGGAGCACCAGAUCAAACUCACGCUGCCCAAUGCCUAAUCCAAGCUUUCAUUUUCUGUGGGCAAACCGUUGCUUGAGAUUACAGAAACAAGAGGCAAUCUAAAAACGGUUUUAGAGCGUAUACACAGCAAAUCUUGUAAUACAUAUUCCAUUGUUAUGGAUUAAGGAUUUUUAUAUCAAGGUUGUCGCAACAUUUUGUGAAUUGCAUGUUAAAUUAGUGUACUUUUAUUUGUUCUUUCCA
Messenger RNA from Cajanus cajan (pigeon pea), 2044 nucleotides. RefSeq names its product RNA-binding KH domain-containing protein. Gene Ontology annotation, molecular function: RNA binding. The record is from RefSeq and is a predicted model, not a curated record. Lineage: Eukaryota; Viridiplantae; Streptophyta; Magnoliopsida; Fabales; Fabaceae.